Molecule: messenger RNA, 882 nt
Organism: Indicator indicator
Lineage: Eukaryota; Metazoa; Chordata; Aves; Piciformes; Indicatoridae
Product: protein shisa-1-like
Exons: 4
Coding region: 1-882 (293 amino acids)
Source: RefSeq, a predicted model, not a curated record
AUGGCGGCACCACCCGCCUGCCCCGGCCUCACCUCCGCGCAGCCAUUUGCAGGGGGCAGAGCCCGGCUCCGCCGCAAACCUCGCGAGAGUUAUGCGGAGUGGCGCCGCUGCCGCCAUCUUGGAGCUCGGGGCGUGCGCCUGGCGCUGGGCUUGGAGGGCAAGGAAGCUCGCCAUACUCUGCAGUCCGCAGCUGGGGAGUACUGCCAUGGCUGGGCUGGCAGCCUGCAGCGCUGGCACCGCGGCUUCCAGUGCCCGGAGCGCUACGAUGGCCCUGAGGCCACCUUCUGCUGUGGGACCUGCAGCUUGCGCUUCUGUUGCUCCUCCAGAGAGGCUCGACUGGACCAGGGCCACUGCCCUGGUGACCACCAGCAGCCCAGCCCCAGGCCUCCAGUGCCAGUGCCUGGGUACCUGCCGUUCCUUCUGGUUGGGUCAGUGUUUGUGGCCUUUGUCGUCGGCGGUGCCUGUGUUGGAAUCUGCUGCUGCAAGUGCUUGAAAUCCCAGGAUGAGGGGCAGCAAAGUGGACUUGUGCCUGGCCAGACCUGGCUACUAGAACCUGACCUUCCUUCUCGCCUCUGCAGUUCCAGCUCUGCCACCAGAAGCUCCCUGAGUAGUGUUGGUCAGAGCAGUAACAUCUGCAUGACUCUAGCUUCAUCCCUUCCUGUCCUUGGGCUGGCUGAAGACACUCGGUUUUUAAGCCCUCCACCUACCAGCGGGCAACUCCUGCACCCUUCCCGUGCCAACCACCGGAUGCCAACUGACCAUACCACAGUAAUGGCUCCAGCACCUUUCCUCAAAAGGACGAUUUAUGGACACAGCCCUAACACAACCCCUCUUGGGGUAACACAGGGGGACCAAACAAGGUACUCUGGAAUUCAUGCCUGA